AUGGCCACUUCGGCCACCGGAUCAAGUGGGAUUCCGCACGGGGACCUCGAAAGCUUUCAAGCCCAUCUGAACAAAUCCACUCGGAUUCUGGCACUUUUGGGUGCGGGCUUGUCUGCCAGUUCGGGACUGCCGACGUUUAGAGGAGCGGGGGGGUUGUGGAGAACGCACGAUGCAACUUCAUUGGCGACUCCCGAGGCGUUUGAGCGUGACCCAGGUCUCGUCUGGCAGUUCUAUAGUUAUCGUCGACAUAUGGCACUCAAGGCCAAGCCCAAUCCAGCACAUUAUGCACUAGCAGAGCUGGCAAGGAAGAAGAGUGAAUUUGUGGCACUCAGUCAGAAUGUCGAUGGCCUCUCACCUCGAGCACAUCAUCCAAGCGCACAACUCAAACUACUCCAUGGCUCCCUGUUCGACGUAAAGUGCUCAGAGUUCUUCUGCAACUACGUUGAACAGAACAACUACACGGAUCCCAUCGUCCCCGCCCUGGCCAUCCCCACCGAUGAAUCGGACCCAACGACCACCACAGCCGUCGCAGCCCGGGAACUGGACAUUUCGGAUGAAAAUGUCAAACUGCCUGAACUGGACCUGGCCCACCUCCCAAAAUGCCCCCAGUGCAAGCGUGGUCUGCUUCGACCCGGCGUUGUCUGGUUUGGCGAAGCGCUUCCUUCGAGCGUGUUGAGUGACAUUGACGCAUAUAUCAAGAAGGAAGAGCGGAUCGACUUGAUCAUGGUCAUUGGCACGAGUGCGCAGGUCUAUCCUGCGGCAGGUUAUGUGCAAUUGGCUUGUAUGCGUGGCGCAAGGGUGGCGACUGUCAAUAUGGAGGCAAGCGACAUUCCGGGUGGGCUGCGCGAUGGAGAUUGGUUCUUCCAGGGCGAUGCGGCGCAGAUAUUGCCAGAGAUACUGAAGAGUGUCAUUGGCGAGCUUGGUGUGGGGAAGUUGUCUGAUGCGGCUGAGGGUAGUUAG
This is a messenger RNA of Plenodomus lingam JN3, 960 nucleotides long. RefSeq lists its product as uncharacterized. Lineage: Eukaryota; Fungi; Ascomycota; Dothideomycetes; Pleosporales; Leptosphaeriaceae. The record is from RefSeq and is a predicted model, not a curated record. Gene Ontology annotation, molecular function: protein-succinyllysine desuccinylase activity; histone deacetylase activity, NAD-dependent; protein-malonyllysine demalonylase activity. Gene Ontology annotation, cellular component: nucleus.